This is a messenger RNA of Solanum tuberosum (potato), 903 nucleotides long. RefSeq lists its product as uncharacterized. The record is from RefSeq and is a predicted model, not a curated record. Gene Ontology annotation, biological process: DNA integration. Gene Ontology annotation, molecular function: nucleic acid binding. Lineage: Eukaryota; Viridiplantae; Streptophyta; Magnoliopsida; Solanales; Solanaceae. The transcript has 4 exons. Bases 1 to 903 code for a protein of 300 amino acids.
AUGGCCAAUCAUUUCUUCCUUAACGGAGAAAUCCUGUAUAGGAGAACAUCAGAUUUAGGAUUGAUGAGGUGCGUCGACGCCGCAGAAGCGACAAGGCUUUUGGAAGAAAUACAUGCAGGAACAUGUGGACCUCACAUGAACGGGUUCACUUUAGCAAAGAAGAUUUUAAGAGCUGGAUAUUUUUGGAUGACCAUGGAGAGAGAUAGCAUCCGGUAUGUGCAAAAGUGUCAUCAGUGUCAAGUGCAUGGAGAUUUUAUACGGGUUCCACCGAAUGAGCUCAAUGUGAUGGGUUCCCCUUGGCCAUUUGCCGCUUGGGAAUCAAUCAUAACAGAUAGUGCAGCCAACCUUAACAACGAUCUUAUGAAGGAAACUUGUGAAAGGUUCAAGAUUGCUCAUCGAAAUUCCACGGUUUAUCGGCCACAGAUGAAUGGAGCAGUUGAGGCUGCAAAUAAGAAUAUCAAGAAGAUUUUAAGGAAAAUAGUGGACAGUGGCAAUGUAAUACCUGCCGAGGUGGAAAUACCAUUUUUAAGGAUUAUCCAAGAGGUUGGUCUGGACGAUGCAGAAUGUAUACGUAGCAGACAUGAACAAUUGAUGCUCAUCAAUGAAAAGAGGAUGGACGCAAUUUGUCAUGGUCAACUCUAUCACAACAUAAUGACCAAAGCAUUUAAAAAGAAAGUUAAACCUCAACAGUUCACACUGGGGCAGUUAGUAUUGAAGAGGAUCUCUCCUCACCACGGAGAAGCCAAAAGGAAAUUUGCACCAAAUUGGCAAGGACCCUACAUGGUUCAUAUAGUACUCUGUGGAGAAGCGGUAAUCUUAGCAGAAAUGGAUGGCAGAGCUUUUACAUUACAACAGCCCCGCCAGCCGGAGGCUUUACAUUACAAGCUUCACACAGCCAGAUAA